Messenger RNA from Camellia sinensis, 1344 nucleotides. RefSeq names its product transcription factor MYB119-like. Lineage: Eukaryota; Viridiplantae; Streptophyta; Magnoliopsida; Ericales; Theaceae. Gene Ontology annotation, molecular function: DNA-binding transcription factor activity, RNA polymerase II-specific; RNA polymerase II cis-regulatory region sequence-specific DNA binding. The record is from RefSeq and is a predicted model, not a curated record. Gene Ontology annotation, biological process: regulation of DNA-templated transcription. Gene Ontology annotation, cellular component: nucleus.
AUGGCUCUUGAAAGUAGAUUAUUCAGUGCACGACAUUGUAUCCAACCUCCACCAGAUCAGGUUUGCUGUGUUAUUUCUGUUAUUGUUUCUUUGACUUUUGGUCUUUCCCAUGGUUGGUUUCUUGCCAACUGUUGGGGCGUUGGGGUGUUUCUUGCCAACUGUUGGGUCCUCACUUACUGUUCACUGAGUGGGAUCAAGUUGCUACAUUUCAUCAAUCUAUGUGCUGUUGUUAGCUCUUCUCCUUCAAGCCUCUCUUUCAUGGAAGGUGCUGGUGGUGGUGGUUUUGGGUAUGUGAAUUUACAAAACAACCUUUCUUUAUAUAGACCUAGUCCUCCAUUAACAGCCAUAGAGAGGUUCUUGUCAAGCAAGAACAACCAUUUCUCUCAUAAACAGACUCAAAACAAUGUGCACAACCAAGGACUGCUCGUUCCGGCAAGCGUGUACGGUGGUUUUUCUUCUUCUGGUGGUGCAAUUGGUGGCUACUCAAGCGACUUUUUGGGGCCAAGUUUUUCGAAGAAUAGCUUCAUGGAUGGGCUUUUCCAUGAUAGUGAGACUCUUAAAUGGACAUAUGAAAUAGAUCCUAAUAUGGGCUUGAGAGAAGAUGACAAAUCAACAGAGAGGAAUUGUAAACGAGUGGCAAAGAGAGCAAAAUGUGGCUCUUCUACAACUACUCUGAUCAAAGGACAAUGGACAGAUGAAGAAGAUAGGAAACUGCUCAAUUUAGUGACGCAACAUGGAGUGAGAAAAUGGGCUCAGAUAGCAGAGAAUAUGGUUGGCAGGGCCGGAAAACAAUGCCGGGAGCGGUGGCACAAUCAUUUGCGCCCUGAUAUUAAGAAAGAUACUUGGACUGAAGAAGAAGAGAGCAUAUUGGUUGAAGCUCAUAAGAAAGUCGGCAACAGAUGGGCAGAAAUUGCCAAGAGAAUACCGGGAAGGACCGAAAAUUCAAUAAAGAAUCACUGGAACGCCACUAAAAGAAAGCAAAAUUCAAGAAGGAAUAACAUCAAGAAACCACAAGGCGGCCAGAAUUGGAAGUCUCAAUCUCAACCCACCAUACUCCAAGAAUACAUCAAAAGCAUGAAUCCAUCUAAUACGGCCGCCACCACCACUGGCUCCACCGUCACUGAAGACUUCUCAACCCAUUUUGCUCCUCUCGGGGACUUAUCUGAGUCCUCCAUUGAUGACUCUCCACAGUUUAUGAACAAAACAUUCGACGACGAACUGAACUUCAUGAUAAAUUUCUUCGGUACCAAAAAUGACCAGCCUCUGAAUGAUAAAAACAAUUCCAAGGCUUCAAUUGAGGCAAAAACAGCUCAAAAUAAUCAUUCGACGAGUGUUUUGCCUUAA